Messenger RNA from Trichogramma pretiosum, 2095 nucleotides. RefSeq lists its product as uncharacterized. Lineage: Eukaryota; Metazoa; Arthropoda; Insecta; Hymenoptera; Trichogrammatidae. The transcript has a single exon. The coding region runs from base 173 to 1831 and encodes 552 amino acids. The record is from RefSeq and is a predicted model, not a curated record.
CAGCGCGAACGUACGUAAACACACGCACUCGUGUUCCAGUACAACGAGUAGUGGCGCUCGGAUUUCGGUUAGUCUCGAUUCGACCGAUCGCUCGUAUUGUGAUAUACAUACAAUAUAUAUAUAAACGGUGUGACACGCGUACUCGUCCAGCGAUUAACAGCCCAGAAACAAGAUGUUUUCCCAAUUGAUGAUGGAUCCCUACGCCGAUAUUCUCAGCAAGUACGUCGGCGACAAAAACGUCGACAAUUACGAGUUGACUCGCGUGGAAAACUCGUUCAAGAGUCUGAACGAGGAUCUGAACUGCCGCAUGCUGCGUCUCGAGUUUCGCCGUCUCGACGGAGCCGCAGCUACUGCUGCUGCUGCUGCAGCUGCUGCAUUAUUGUCGAUCCAGGAGGAGGAGGAGGAGGAGGAGGAGAGAGACGACGAGGCCGAGAAAUGGCAGCGAUACUGGGGCGACGAGGCGCGCAUCGACCUCGUCUACUACACUCGGCCGUUGGGCAUCGGUCACCGGCUGCCGAUUCAGCGCGGCUUCGACAAGCAGGUCGCGUUCUUCGGCCAGGUCAAGCCGGCCAUCGACGGCGUACUGCACCACAUCCUCGAGGAUUCCGUCGACGAGUACGCCAGGCACUGCGUCGUGGCCCGACGCAACGUCCUCUGCUUCGCCAAUCACUACGCGAACUUCGCCGAGUGUCCGGACGCGAUCAUGGACGAGGCGCACCUGCUGGCCGCGGCCGAGGCCCUGGCUCGACUUCACACCUACUCGCUGCUGGCCGGCAACGAGUUGUCCAAGCCGUUGGACUUCAUUUACCCGGAGGCGUUCGAGGAGAGCGUCUUCGUGGAGACGCCAGCCGAAGUCCUGGACAGCUUCAUCGAGAUGUUCGUGGGGAUGGCCGAGCACUGCUACCUCGACGCCCAGUGGAUCGGCGAGUACGUGCGCGCGGGCUUCGAGAAGGCGAGAUCCGCGAGGCUCGAUCCGCGCAUGAGGUCGACCGUCUGUCUGGGCCAGGCCGAUCCUCGCCAGAUGCUGUUCUACAAGCCGCACUCCGAGGAUCCGGCGACGAGGAAGUGUCUGCUGACGGAUUUCACCGCGACACAGUUCGCCCCGAGGAUGCUGGACGUGGCGCGACUGCUCUACUUCCAGUACAGUCCGCUGCGGAGACGCCAAUACGAGGGCCCGGUCAUCCGGGCUUAUUACGAGCAGCUGUGCCGGCUCAUUAACGACGAUCUCCAUCCGGAGUCGCGCGAAUUCGAGGAUCUGAUCGGCGAGUACGAGGAGGUCCGACACAUCGUCAUGGCGCUCUGCGUCUGCUACUAUCCCACCGUGUACUGCGAGAAGAGACUCUUCCAGGAUUACAAUCACAACAUCGCCGAUUAUCAGCGGAGAUACUUCACGAUCGAGGAGCAGAGCGAAUUGUUGCGAAUGUUCGAGACGGACGACGAGGCCAGAGGCUUCUUCGAGGAAUUUACCGAGGAGCUCGUUAUGGCCGCUGACAGAUGGAAGGUCGAAGUGAGAGACCCGUUGGAAGAAAAGUCGAAUUACGAGGAUGCGGUCGAAGAAGAAGACCAACAAGAAGAGGCGGUGGAAGAAAAAGACCGACAACAAGAGAUGGUGGAAGAAAAAGACCCACGCGAAGAGGUGGUGGUCGAAGAAGUAUACCGAAGCGAUGAUGAGAUCGAAGAGAUACGCCGAGACGAAGAUGUGGCCGAAUUAAAAUACCAAUUAGAAGAUUUGACCAUGAAAGAAUACCCGUACGAAGAUUUGGUCGAACAAAUAUGGGCGUACAAAAAUGUGACCAAAGAAUCGAAGUUAUUCGAUGAAUAUUCGAAUUAAUUGUAUUGUAUAAUUGCCAGGACAAUGUUAUUGAGUAUAUACGGUGUGAAUUAGAGAAAACAAAUAAUUUUCAUCUGAAUGACUCCUUCUGAUUAAUGUUUACAUCGAGUAAUAAUUGACGAUGAAAAUUGAAUGACAAAGAGCUUGUUUCUAACAAAAUGAUUCUUAUUUUUUUCACAUUUAAAUUUGAAAUAUUAUUGAAACUAAAAAAUGUAAACAUCUUGUUAAGAAUAAUACACUCAGUGUUAAAAAAAAAAAAUUCAA